Eutrema salsugineum is the source of this 1377-nucleotide messenger RNA. RefSeq names its product senescence/dehydration-associated protein At4g35985, chloroplastic. NCBI's taxonomy places the organism in Eukaryota, Viridiplantae, Streptophyta, Magnoliopsida, Brassicales, Brassicaceae. The record is from RefSeq and is a predicted model, not a curated record. Bases 74 to 1219 code for a protein of 381 amino acids. The transcript is spliced from 5 exons. Gene Ontology annotation, cellular component: plasma membrane.
AUAAAGCCUUAAAGAAAAAGAAAAAGCCAAUCUUGAAAAUAUCAGAAACCACAGAGCAAGAAACAAGAACGCGAUGAGAUGUUUCAGAUCAAAGACUCCAAGAACCGAAACACCACCACUUUCGUACGGACAACAACAACAAGAAGCCGUGUUCUCAUCUCACCGAACCGCGAGAGAAGAAGUGCUGUUGCAGAUUCAGGGAUGCAGAGCCCAUCUCAUCGACGGAUCCGAAGCGGUGGAGCUAGCCGCGGGAGACUUCGAGCUCGUACAGGUCUCAGACAACGGCGUAGCUUUAGCUAUGGUCGUGAGGAUUGGAAAUGACCUACAAUGGCCGGUGAUUAAAGACGAGCCAGUGGUGAAACUCGACUCUCGUGACUACCUAUUCACGCUUCCGGUCAAAGACGGAGACCCACUCAGCUACGGCGUCACGUUCUUCCCCAUAGACCAAAACGACGUAGUUUUCGUGAACAGUGUCGAGUUGCUAGACGAUUUCUUGAGAGAGAACUCUUGUUUCUCUUCUUCGUCUUCUUCUGCUUCUGCUUCUGCUUCUUCUUCUUCGCGUGGUAGUAAUGGAAUCGACUGGAAAGAGUUUGCGCCUAAAAUCGAAGAUUAUAACAACGUUGUGGCUAAAGCCAUUGCUGGAGGGACAGGGCAUAUCAUUAGAGGAAUGUUCAAAUGUAGUAAUGCUUACACUUAUCAGGUUCACAAAGGUGGUGAAACUAUGAUUACAAAGGCUGAGAAGAAGGGUGGUGGUGCGUCGUCACAAAGAAAUGCAACCAAAAACAAGAAUCAAAUCAACAAGAAUCUUCAACGAGUGAGGAAACUUUCGAGAGCAACCGAGAAAUUGAGCAAGACGAUGUUGAACGGUGUGGGAAUAGUGAGUGGUUCGGUGAUGGCUCCCAUUGUAAAGUCGAAACCAGGGAAAGCUUUUUUCUCAAUGGUUCCAGGGGAAGUUCUCUUGGCUUCACUUGAUGCUCUUAAUAAGAUAUUAGACGCUGCUGAAGCUGCAGAGAGACAAACUCUUUCUGCUACGUCCAAAGCUACUACCAGAAUGGUUAGUGAGAGGUUAGGCGAGAACGCCGGUGAAGCCACGAGAGAUGUGCUAGGCACGGUGGGUCACGCAGCUGGUACUGCGUGGAAUGUGCUCAAAAUCCGCAAAGCUUUUUAUCCUUCCUCUUCACUCACAUCAGGAAUCUUGAAAACCGCUUCAAGAAAGUGAUCUGUGUUCUCUACUCUUAUUCGCCGAGUUACAUUUGAUCAGUACUAUGUAUGUCUUUAUGUUUGGAUUGAUUUUGUGGGCAGAGAUUGUAAGGUUAAAAACCAAAAUUUGCAAACGUGUAAAAGUGAAUCUUACUCAAACUAAAAGAUCUCUUUUCU